AUGGACCCAACCUCCUUCGAUCUCCCUCCACCGCCACCCACCACCGUCCCCUUCUCCCUCGAACCCAACUUCACCUCCUCCGCCACUCACCCUCCUUACGCCGAGAUGAUAUACAAAGCAAUAGAGUCCCUCAAAGAGAAAGACGGUUCAAGCAAAAGAGCAAUUGGAAAAUUCAUAGAACAAAACUACGGUAACGUUCUUCCUCAACAACACGCCACUCUCUUGACUCAACAUCUCAACCACUUGAAAUCUGCUGGUCUUCUCAUCACCUUCAAAAAAUCUUACAAACUACCUUCCUCACUCCCUCCACCUCCAACCGUCACUAGAUCUGACUCCGAAUCUCAUCUCCCUUUCACUCCAUUAACCCAAAAAGCCCGUGGCCGUCCCCCUAAGCCCAAGCCCGAACUUAAUUCCCAACCCGAACUAACUGCCCAACCUGUUUUCGUUUCUCUAGACCCUCCUCAGGACGAGCCUCUACCUCCUCCUACAACUACCGUGGGCCCGACUCUAAACCCUACUGGAAGCCCGACGACUCUAUCUGCGAAAAGAGGACGCGGACGUCCGCCUGGGACCUUCAGAUCUAAGUCGCUGAAGAGUACCAGCCGUCCUCCUAAGCCCAAAUCUGUGUCGAAUGGGCUUAAACGACGACCGGGCCGUCCUCCGAAAGGUCAAUCUCAGCCGACUGUUAUUCCUUUUUCAGCUCCUGCUGCUGUUCCUUUUCCUUCUGUUGUGACAGAUGGGGUUACAGUACCUGUUGUUAGAUCUACCAGGCCCAGAGGCAGGCCCAAGAAGUAUGCAGAUGAGGUGAUGUCAGGUGCUCCAACGAUGAGGCAGGGUCGUCCUCCCAAGCUUGCUGUCAUCGGUGGACCCAAGAAUCCAUUCCGAAGGCCCGUGGGCCGUCCAAAGGGAGCAAAAGGUGUAAAAAAGUAUGCUAACGAAGAUCUAAGAAAGAAACUUGAACACUUUCAAUCAAAGGUUAAGGAAUCUCUUGAAGUGCUCAAACCUUAUUUUGAUCAUCAAAGUCCAGACACUGCAGUUGCAGCAAUUCAAGAAUUGGAAAACCUGGCCACUCUGGACCUUAAAGCACCAUUAAGAGAUGAAACACAGCAGCAGCAACCAGAGCAGUUUCUGGAACAGCCACAGCCGCAACAACAGCUUCCACCUCAGCAACAGGUUCCGUUGCAGCAACUGCCGCCGCAGGUGCAGCAGAUUUAUGAACAGCAGUAUCUCCAGAUACCAUUGCAGCAACAGAUUCAGCAACUUUUUCAGCCACACAAUUUAGCUCCAAGUUAA
Lathyrus sativus (Indian pea) is the source of this 1293-nucleotide messenger RNA. The record is from the annotation of a GenBank genome assembly. Lineage: Eukaryota; Viridiplantae; Streptophyta; Magnoliopsida; Fabales; Fabaceae.